GCCCCGCCUCCCGGCCGUCGGCAUCAUGGCGUUAUGCGAGGCUGUGGCGAGCGGGAGUCCUCUCCUCUGGCCUCGGGUUCUGCUUUUCGGAGACUCCAUCACUCAGUUUUCUUUCCAGCAGGGUGGAUGGGGAGCGUCACUGGCUGACAUGCUGGUCAGAAAAUGUGACGUCCUGAAUCGUGGAUUUUCAGGUUACAACACCAGAUGGGCCAAAAUUAUCCUCCCCAGACUCGUCAGGAAGGGGAGCGGGCUGGACAGCCCAGUGGCUGUCACAAUUUUCUUUGGUGCCAAUGACAGUGCGCUCAAAGACGAGAACCCCAAGCAGCACGUGCCCCUGGAGGAGUUCGCGGCGAACCUGAGGAGCAUGGUGCGGUACCUGCAGUCCGUGGACGUGCCCGAGGGCAGGCUCAUCCUCAUCACACCACCCCCGCUCUGUGAGGCCGCAUGGGCGCAGGAGUGCCUCCAGCAAGGCUGCAAAUUAAAUCGCCUGAACUCGGUUGUUGGUGAAUAUGCCAGGGCCUGUUUACAAGUAGCCCAGGACUGCGGGGCUGAGGCACUUGACCUGUGGACCCUCAUGCAGAAGGACGGUCAGGACUUUUCUUCCUAUUUGUCAGACGGACUACAUUUAUCAGCAAAAGGAAAUGAGUUUGUAUUCUCCCAUCUCUGGCCUUUGAUAGAGAAGAAAGUCUCCUCCCUGCCUUUUCUGCUCCCCUACUGGCGAGACGUAGCAGAAGCAAGACCGGAACUCAGUCUCCUGGGAGAUGGGGACCACUAGUCACUGAGAACCAGGUCCCACUGUCUAUCUACAGAACAUGAAGUCGCUGGUGCACAAAGACCCCAAGAUAAGUGGCCAAACGAUUUUUUUUUUUAAACGUUUCAAGUCUUUUGCUCCUGACUUUGGAACAAAAAGUACUAUCUGCCACCAAGAUGAAUAAAAUCAUUAGAAUUUUCUUAGGACAGCUUUGUACCUAGGUAUAUCAUGUUUUGAUAAUAAAUAUUUAUUGAUUGA
This is a messenger RNA of Dama dama (fallow deer), 1009 nucleotides long. It is a transcript of the gene IAH1, whose product is annotated as isoamyl acetate hydrolyzing esterase 1 (putative). The record is from RefSeq and is a predicted model, not a curated record. Bases 26 to 775 code for a protein of 249 amino acids. Gene Ontology annotation, molecular function: hydrolase activity, acting on ester bonds. NCBI's taxonomy places the organism in Eukaryota, Metazoa, Chordata, Mammalia, Artiodactyla, Cervidae. The transcript is spliced from 6 exons.